Messenger RNA from Mustela lutreola (European mink), 1618 nucleotides. It is a transcript of the gene NLRP2, whose product is annotated as NLR family pyrin domain containing 2. Gene Ontology annotation, cellular component: cytoplasm. The transcript is spliced from 9 exons. Lineage: Eukaryota; Metazoa; Chordata; Mammalia; Carnivora; Mustelidae. The record is from RefSeq and is a predicted model, not a curated record. Gene Ontology annotation, molecular function: protein binding. Gene Ontology annotation, biological process: regulation of inflammatory response.
AUGCAACCUUAUGCACAGCUGGGUUUCAACCUUCAGCCCCUCCUGGAGCGGCUCAGCCAAGAUGAGCUGAGCCAGUUCAAAUCUCUGUUGAGGUCCCUUUCCCCACAAGAGGAGUUACAGCACAUCCCUGUGACAGAAGUAGAGGAGGCUGAUGGGAAGCAACUGACAGAAAUUCUCACCAAUCGCUGCCCCAGCCACUGGGUAGAGAUGGUGACCAUCCGGGUCUUUGACAAGAUGAACCAAACAGAUCUUUCUGAGAGAGCAAAGGAUGAGAGGAAGGAGGAGAGCCUCCAGAGUUUUACAUAUGUAGGAAUAACACUGAGCCUUGGAGAGGCCACCUGUCCUGAACCCAAGUUCCAGAAUGAUCAAUAUGUGCUUCCUUUCUGGAUGGAUCUUCUUUCCGUGUUCGACUCAAACAAGAGUCUGGUGUUUCUAGAUAUCAGUCAGAGCUUCCUCAGUACCUCAUCCGUGAAGCUGCUUUGUGAAAAAAUAGAUUCCGCUCCCCAUAAUCUUCAGAAAGUGGUCCUCAAAAAUACUUUCCCAGUGGACACCUAUCGAAACUUCUGUUUUGUUUUUUGUGGCCAUGAGACUCUCACGCAUCUGACCCUUCAAGGAAAUGACCAGAGUGAUAUGCUGCCCGUAUUGUGUGAGAUUAUGACACACCCACAGUGUAACCUACAAUACCUCAGGUUGGUGUCUUGUUUGGCCGCCCCCCAGCAGUGGGCCCAUCUCUCCUGCUCCCUCAGGAUCAGCCAGUCCCUCACAUGCCUGAACCUCACAGGAAUUGAGCUCCCGGAAGAGAGUGCCAAGUUGCUGUGAACGAGUCUAAGACACCCAAAGUGCUUCCUGCAGAGGUUGCUGGAAGACUGUCACCUUUCAGAAGCAUGUUGUAAGGAGCUGUCCUCUGCCUUGAUCGUCAACCAUAGGCUGACGCACCUGUGCUUGGCCAAGAAUGCCCUGGGAGACGGUGGGGUAAAGCUGCUGUGUGAAGGCUUGAGUUACCCGGACUGCCAGCUGCAGGGGCUGGUGGAAGUCCGUGCUGUGCUUUGGUACUGUAGCAUAACCAGCAGCAGCUGCAAUUAUCUGUCAACACUUCUCCAGCAAAAUUCAAGUCUUACACACUUGGAUCUGGGGCUGAAUCACAUAGGAUUUACUGGACUCAAGUUUCUGUGUGAGGCUUUGAAGAAGCCAACCUGUAACCUCAAAUGUCUAUGGUUGUGGGGAUGUGCCAUCACGCCUUUCUGCUGUGAAGUCCUCUCCUCUGCCCUUGGAAGCAAUCAGAGACUGGUCACUCUGGACCUGGGCCAGAAUUCCUUGGGGUAUAGCGGAGUAAAGAUGCUGUAUGACACCUUGAAACUUCAGCGCUCUUCCCUCCAGACACUCAGGUUGAAGACAGAUAAAUCUGAUCCUCAAAUCCAGAAGCUGCUGAAAGAAAUCCAAGAACAUGACCCACAAUUGACCACCGAGAGUGAUAAUCAAGAUCCAACCACUAACCGACCUUCUUCACAUGACUUCAUUUUCUGAAUCCCCUGGAGCUAUUUAUUCCCCAGUAAAUUUGGGGAUCAUAAGGGUGAUGGUGAACUUCCUCUGAUCCUUCUCAGUGAUGUUAGGUGCUGAA